AACCAUUCAUUUUUCAGGGAUGCCCAAAAAGUGAGGUUUUCUGUGACACUGAAGCGGAGCACAUCGCCAGUUGCAUGAGAAUUAAAGGAGAAGCGUUCAGGAUUGGAGGAGAGGUGGUCAUGUCCCAGGAGGACAGCCACGAGUGGGAGCUGAGCAAGGAGAAUGUGCAGCCCCUCAGGCAGGGGCGGGUGAUGUCCAGCUUGCAAGAGGCACUGUCGCAGCAGGACUCUUCCAGCCACACUGCUGUGCAGCUUAAAAAACAGGAGUUUGAAGCAGAAAUACGAUUUUACUCUGGAGAUGAUCCUCUGGAUGUGUGGGAGCGGUACAUCAAGUGGACAGAGCAGGCCUUCCCUGGGGGGGGCAAGGAUGGCAACCUGUCAGCAGUUCUGGAAAGGGCAGUGCAAGCCCUCCACGGGCAGCAGCGAUACUACAAAGACCUUCGCUAUCUUAAUCUCUGGCUCAAGUUUGGCGAUUGCUGCAACGAGCCCUUGGAUCUGUACAGUUACCUGCACAGCCAGGACAUCGGCACCACGCUGGCCCCGCUCUACAUCACCUGGGCAGAGGCACACGAGGCCAGGGGCAGCUUCAGGAAAGCAGAUCUGAUAUUCCAGGAAGGACUCCAGCGCAAGGCUGAGCCUUUGGACAAACUCCAGGCUCAUCACAAGCAGUUUCAGGCCCGUGUUUCUCGGCAGACACUACUGGCACUUGAGGAAAGUCCUGAUGGAGACGAUAUGGGAUUGCUGGGAAUUGCGGAGCCUCAGAGAAGUUCGCUGGCAGACCUCAAAGGCAGAGGGAAGAAGAAAGUGAGAGCCCCCAUUAGUCGUGUGGGAGAUGCAGUUAAAGCCUUGAACCCAAACAGAAGCUGCCAGCCUCAGGCUUCUCUACAGCUUCCAAACACUCCAAGUUUUGCCGUAUUUGAUGAAAAUUCUGUGCCUGGACCUGAGAUUCCCACACUUACAGCACAGUCAUGGCCAGCACCGCCAGUUCCCAGAGCCAAGGAGAAUGAACUCCGCGCAGGACCGUGGAACUCUGGCAGGAUUUCGACCCCCUGCAAAAUUGAGCCCAGCAUAAACUGCGUGUUAAGUACUCGCAAACCUGAGGAGCGGGAGGACCCACUGCAGCGAGUGCAGCAUCAGCAGCAGGAUGCUCAGGCAAAGAAAGAGAUGGUGAUGUACUGCAAAGAGAAAGUUUAUGCUGGAGUGGAUGAAUUCUCUUUUGAAGAGAUCCGAGCUGAAAUCUACAGGAAGAAAGCAAGAAAGAAAGACGAGGAUGAAAUACAAGCCAUAGAACGGAAGAAGGAAGAAAUACAAAGGAAAAUUGAAGAGCUGGAACAGAAAUUAAAGAAGAAAGAAGAUAACAAGCAGCAACAACCGCACGAACAGGCAGCAGAGGUAAUGGGAGCUUCCACACCUUUGGCAUUGCAAGGAUUUACUUUUUCCAGCGCAAAAGAAUAUGGGGAGAAACAGCCUCAGUCACAAAGUGAAUUCCAGGUCUAUGAAGAUACUCAACUACAUAAACCAUCUUCUUCUGAGGAUGUAGGUCUGCUUCCCCCACCGGCUGCUGUUCCAUUUUUCUCUAUAUUUGAUGAAUCCACUAUACUUGAUGGCUUUAUUUACAGCCCAAUCAUGGAAGCCAGCCUGGAAGAUACUCACUCGUCCGGUGCUUCUGUCUCAGGAGGUUCUCUGUCCUCUGUUACACAAACAUCUGCUAUUAAAUACCUGCACAUCAGUGAGAAACUGGAGCUGGCUCAGAGCUUGCCUGCUGAAGUGGUUACUGAUGACGACGUGGCUCAGAUCCUGUGGAGCCCUGAAGAGCGUAAAAAGCUUCUGAGUUCUGUGCUGUCAUCAUUGGCUGCUUCUCCAGGUUUUCACUUGGAGGCUGGAGCUCUGCCUCACAUGGAGGUUGAGAAAGACGUUGAGCUGGGAAAUGAGACUUACUGCAUCAAAAUGGAAUAUUGGAACAAUGAAGAAUACAAGAUGUUUUUUGCCAUUCCAACUGGAUGCAUUUUCCAGUGGGAUGCAAAGGGAUUUGCAACAAAGGUGUAUUCUCAGCCUGUGCCUUGGGAUUUUUAUAUCACCCUUGAGUUACAGAAGCGUUUGAAUUCUGACUUUGACCAGAACUUCAGUGAGAAUUGCAGCUGUUACCUGUACCAGGAUGGUUGUGUCAUUUUGCACAAGGAUACAAAUUGCUUCACACUCAGGGAUAUUCUCCAUAACUGUAAGUUCAUCACAAAGGAAAUCAUCUUCUUGAUUGUUCGUGAUCUUCUGCAUGUGGUAGAGAAGCUGCACAAAGCUGAGAUUGUCCAUGGAGAUCUGAGGCCAGAGGUGUUCUUUCUGGGAGACAGGAUCUGCGACGCGUUUUCUAAUGAGGAGGUGGCAAAUGCUCUGAAGGUGGUGGAUUUCUCUCACAGUCUGGAUUUGAGGGUACUGCCUCAAGUCAGCUUGCCCUAUAGCUUUCCCACAGCUCAGACUCCUCAUGGACAACAACUUCUGGCAGAAAGUUCUCUUCCCUAUCAGGUAGACUUGGUUGGCAUUGCAGAUAUAGUCCAUUUGCUGUUGUUUGGGGAUCAUAUCCAGGUCUACCAGGAGAAUUCCAUCUGGAAAAUCAGCAAAAACCUUUCAGAGACCCCUGACAGUGAUUUCUGGAGCAAACUUUUUGAGAGAAUUCUGAAUGCAGAUGGUAAGUCCACAGUACCUCUGCUGAGGGAGUUGAGAGAGGAAAUCAGUGAAAUGUUUGACAGCUCUUUCAAAGAACGACUUUUGUUGACCUUAGCUGCUGUGGGAGAAACUUUCUUCCCGAAGAACUUCCAGUGACUUCAUAGAAAACAAACACAUUUUGUAUUCUAGAGAAGAAUUUGUUGUUGCUUUCUUAUGUUUUCAAAUGUAAACAUGAGAGUGAUUGGAGCCAUUUCUGCAAUACUUCACGUGGGACUUGCUCAAGAAUGUUUCUAUUGCAUGGGUGCAUGGAAAACCUCCUGAGCCUCUACAUGAACCUUUCUGUGUCGGAGCAGUUUGUGAGAGAAAAUUGUUUGUCUUAACUGCCACCUCCCCUUCUUGUACAGCUCCUUAAAAAUUUAACACCUAACUUGCACCACACUCUUUGAAAUGUCUUUGUCCUGCAUUCAGUUGGUCUUUCAAUUGGUGUUUAAUCAAUAAAGUUGUGUUUUGGUA
Molecule: messenger RNA, 3170 nt
Organism: Passer montanus (Eurasian tree sparrow)
Lineage: Eukaryota; Metazoa; Chordata; Aves; Passeriformes; Passeridae
Gene: BUB1B
Product: BUB1 mitotic checkpoint serine/threonine kinase B
Exons: 21
Coding region: 75-2813 (912 amino acids)
Biological process (GO): meiotic sister chromatid cohesion, centromeric; mitotic spindle assembly checkpoint signaling; protein phosphorylation
Molecular function (GO): protein kinase activity; ATP binding
Source: RefSeq, a predicted model, not a curated record